CCCCGCCUCACCCAUAUACACAACAGGAGAAACAACGAAAACAAUGCCUCGCGGAGCCCUGAUCGUGAUCGAAGGCCUCGACCGCGCCGGGAAGACGACGCAAUGCGCGCUCCUGGAGUCGCGGCUCUACAACAGCCGACUGAUCAAAUUCCCCGACCGCACGACUCCAAUCGGCCAGGUGAUAAACACCUACCUAACCACCGACUCCGACUCCGACUCUUCUCCUCUACUGGAAGACCACGCAAUCCACCUCCUCUUCUCCGCGAACCGCUGGGAAGCGCUACCGUCCCUCCUCGCCUCACUGGAGGCCGGCGAGACCCUGAUUCUCGACCGCUACAUCUACUCCGGCAUCGCGUUCAGCAUCGCCAAGGGGACGCUGGGAUACGAGUAUGCGCGGGCUCCGGACGUGGGGCUGCCGAGUCCCGACGCGGUGGUGUUUCUGGAUUUGCCAGUGGAUGUUGCGAAAGGGAGGGCGGGGUUUGGCGGCGAGAGAUAUGAGCGGUCCGAUGUGCAGGAGAGGGUUAGGGGGUGUUUUGACGAGGUCAGGAGGAGGGAGGGGGCAGGGGAAAGGCACGGCUGGUGGACGGUCGUUGAUGCAGGCCAGGGGAUCGAAAAGGUCGCAGAAAUGGUGGAGGACCUGGCGGUGAGGGCGAUGAUUUGGGCGAAGAAGAAUGAGCUACGGAGGAUCGAAUAAUCGAAUGACGGUCAUCUACUCUAGGGGUUUUGCAGGAACGAGAUGGCUUGACUUGAUAUCUGA
Molecule: messenger RNA, 757 nt
Organism: Tricharina praecox
Lineage: Eukaryota; Fungi; Ascomycota; Pezizomycetes; Pezizales; Pyronemataceae
Product: thymidylate kinase-domain-containing protein
Exons: 2
Coding region: 44-694 (216 amino acids)
Biological process (GO): dTDP biosynthetic process; dTTP biosynthetic process; dUDP biosynthetic process
Cellular component (GO): cytoplasm; cytosol; nucleus
Molecular function (GO): ATP binding; dTMP kinase activity
Source: RefSeq, a predicted model, not a curated record